Bombus terrestris (buff-tailed bumblebee) is the source of this 2365-nucleotide messenger RNA. RefSeq names its product integrator complex subunit 11 (gene IntS11). NCBI's taxonomy places the organism in Eukaryota, Metazoa, Arthropoda, Insecta, Hymenoptera, Apidae. The transcript has 6 exons. Gene Ontology annotation, cellular component: nucleus. Bases 443 to 2230 code for a protein of 595 amino acids. The record is from RefSeq and is a predicted model, not a curated record. Gene Ontology annotation, biological process: snRNA processing.
UCUCUCUCUGUACAAUGGCUUCUGAUUUCAUUUUUACUUUUAUCCGUUUUACCAACACUGUUCGUACAGCUUUCGUUAUUCCAUCUGCUGGUUUUCUUACUCUCUUCAUUAAUUGAUUACUUAUCGGACAUAAUUUAUGCUUAAGUUAUUGAUAGAUUGUAUCGCAAUUUUUUAAAGCAGAAUUUUAAUUUAGGCCGCUACUACAUUGGUCGCAUUCUAUUAGUCACUUACAUUCUGUAUCUCGUCUGCGGUAAAGACGCGGUAAAAGUAAAGGUUAAUAACAUGAAGCAACAAGAACUGAUACUCGGUUUGUCCUUCAUUAUACAAAAGUAGCAACGAAAUAAAAGAUGACUAAUUAAUAUUUGUGAAUUGAUCGUGAAUUUUAAUAACAUAUCAAAUAAAUCUUUUAAACAGCCUAUCAGUGAAAGGACUGAUACUAGAAAUGCCAGAUAUCAAAGUAACCCCUUUGGGAGCUGGUCAAGAUGUUGGAAGGAGUUGUAUUCUUGUAUCAAUGGGUGGAAAGAACAUUAUGUUGGAUUGUGGCAUGCACAUGGGAUUCAAUGAUGAAAGACGAUUCCCAGAUUUUUCAUACAUAAUCCCAGAAGGACCAACGACUAAUUACAUAGACUGUGUGAUUAUAUCACACUUUCAUUUAGAUCAUUGUGGUGCCCUCCCAUACUUUACAGAAAUGGUAGGGUAUACUGGACCAAUUUAUAUGACACAUCCAACAAAAGCCAUUGCACCGAUCUUACUCGAAGAUAUGAGAAAAGUUGCAGUAGAACGUAAAGGAGAAAGCAACUUCUUUACAUCACAAAUGAUAAAAGAUUGUAUGAAAAAGGUCAUUGCUGUUACAUUGCAUCAAUCUGUGAUGGUUGAUUCGGAACUGGAAAUAAAAGCAUAUUAUGCAGGACAUGUACUUGGUGCUGCAAUGUUUUGGAUUCGAGUUGGUUCACAAUCAAUCGUUUAUACUGGGGAUUACAAUAUGACUCCUGAUAGGCAUUUAGGUGCUGCUUGGAUAGAUAAAUGUAGACCAGACUUAUUAAUAUCAGAGUCAACAUAUGCAACAACUAUCAGAGAUUCUAAAAGAUGUAGAGAAAGAGACUUCUUAAAGAAAGUUCAUGAAUGCAUAGAUAGAGGUGGCAAAGUAUUAAUUCCUGUAUUUGCUCUUGGACGUGCACAAGAAUUAUGUAUAUUAUUAGAAACAUAUUGGGAGCGAAUGAAUUUAAAAGUUCCUGUAUAUUUUGCUUUAGGAUUAACUGAAAAAGCGAAUAAUUAUUAUAAAAUGUUUAUUACUUGGACUAAUCAAAAAAUUAAGAAAACUUUUGUGCAAAGAAAUAUGUUUGAUUUUAAACAUAUAAAACCAUUUGAUAAAGCAUAUAUUGAUAAUCCUGGAGCUAUGGUAGUAUUUGCUACACCAGGCAUGUUGCAUGCAGGAUUAUCUUUACAAAUUUUUAAGAAAUGGGCUCCAAACGAAGCAAAUAUGGUUAUUAUGCCUGGAUUUUGCGUUCAAGGCACUGUUGGACAUAAAGUUUUAAAUGGUUCUAGAAGAAUUGAAUUUGAAAACAGACAGAUUGUCGAAGUCAAAAUGGCAGUAGAGUAUAUGUCUUUCUCUGCACAUGCAGAUGCAAAAGGUAUUAUGCAAUUAAUACAAUAUUGUGAGCCAAAAAAUGUUAUGCUUGUACAUGGAGAAUUUGCUAAAAUGGAGUUUUUAAAAGAAAAAAUAAAACAAGAAUUUGGAACAAAUUGUUAUAAUCCUGCAAAUGGAGAAACUUGUGUUAUUACAACCAUUGCCAAAGUGCCAGUAGACGCUUCUUUAGCAUUAUUAAAGUCUGAAGCCAAAAGAUAUUCGGCUUUGCCACCAGAUCCUAAGCGACGAAGAUUACUUCACAGUGUUUUAAUGUUACGAGAAGAUGGAGUAUGUCUCGUGGACGCAGAUGAAGUGACAAAAGCAGCAGGUAUAACUAAACAUAUAGUACGAUUUACAUCCACUGUACAAGUAAGGGACCCUGGUCCAGCACAUUCAACGACUUUAAAAUUAUUACAACCACUGAAAGAGAGAUUACCAGGCUGGACAGUUCAAUUAACAGAUGGAUCAAUAUCUGUCGAAUCUGUUUUAGUAAAGGUAGAAGGUGAUGAAGAUGAUCAAAAAAGCGUGUAUGUUUCAUGGACAAAUCAAGAUGAAGAUUUGGGUAGUUACAUUCUAGGAUUUUUACAAACUAUGCUAAACUAAGCAAUGAUCUGAUGAUUAAAUGUGUUAAAAACAAAAAUAAUCAAUUACUUAAUUGGUACAUAAUGGAUCUUAAGACUUCUUGUAACCUGUGAUAUUGCUAUGUUGAAUAAAGUGUAUAUAGGUAUAAAUUAUAAA